Molecule: messenger RNA, 1170 nt
Organism: Aspergillus bombycis
Lineage: Eukaryota; Fungi; Ascomycota; Eurotiomycetes; Eurotiales; Aspergillaceae
Product: Zn(II)2Cys6 transcription factor domain-containing protein
Exons: 2
Coding region: 1-1170 (389 amino acids)
Biological process (GO): regulation of transcription by RNA polymerase II
Molecular function (GO): zinc ion binding; DNA-binding transcription activator activity, RNA polymerase II-specific
Source: RefSeq, a predicted model, not a curated record
AUGCCACCUCGACGGUCGCACAAGAAAUCACGAAAUGGUUGCGAUCAAUGCAAGGAGAGAAGAGUCAAGUGCGAUGAGAAACAUCCGAUAUGCUCCAAUUGCACCUCUCGGGAGAUUAUUUGUACCUAUUUGAAGAUCCCUAUAGUCUCGGCUCCGGGACGCACAGCUCAUGCAGUGACCAAUCGCUCUCCAGACCCACCACGCCAGGGACAAUCGCAGUCAAAGAACGAUGACAAGCAGCCUAUCAGCUCCGUAAGAUCUGCCGAGCCAAGCUUUGUCCUGCGUGAUCUCGAACUCAUGCAUAAGUUCUCGACCGAGACCUUUCAAUGUCUAUGUGGAGACCAGUCCGACAUGGGUGACUGGCAGGUCCUCACCCCCCAACAAGCAUCAAAGCAUACUUUCUUACUCCAUGGCAUCCUCGCACUCGCAGCCUUGCAUAUCGCAGCCACAGCCACAGAGCGUACUAGCGUGUUGUCGUAUCUCGACACUGCGCUUCAAUACCACAACAUGUCAUUCGCCCCAUUCCGACAAGCACUCGAUGCCCUCACCCCGUUGAACUGCGACGCAGUCUUUGCCCAAUCCGCCGUAAUAACCGUCAUUGGCAUUGCCUUACCGCGCCUCAAUGCCCAACAUAGGGGCGAAUGCUUCAGCAUGAUCGAGAACAUGAUCACCGUGUUCGAGCUCCUACAAGGCUCAACUAAGGUCUCCCGCAUCAGUCGGCCAUGGCUUAAAGCCAGUAUGUUUUCUAAAUACGACUUCUGGAUGAUGGAAACAGGAGACUUGGGUUUCGAGAAGACUGUUGCUAUAAAUAAACUAAGCCGGUUGAAUACCUGCAUCGCCGAUGCCGAGCAAGGUAGUACUAACCGUGAGGCGAUUGACCUAUUACAAUCUUGUUUUGCUAAGUUUGCUCGUUCGUCGCAUCCUGUGGCUAUUCUAGCUUGGUUGGUCUAUGUGAAGAAGGAUUUUAUUGAUGGGCUGAGAAUGCAUCAGCCAUUUCCACUGUUGAUUUUGAUGCAUUGGGGUGUGUUGUUGAAUGAGCUAGGGAGUCAUUUCUGGUGGGCGAAGGGGUGUGGCAGGGAUUUGGUAAUUGAGUUGUUGGCCGAGAUUAUAAGUGAAGACCCAGUAUGGGAAGAGGCUUUGGAAUGGCCACGGAAGAUAAUAGGGGUCUGA